This is a messenger RNA of Adineta steineri, 663 nucleotides long. The record is from the annotation of a GenBank genome assembly. Lineage: Eukaryota; Metazoa; Rotifera; Eurotatoria; Adinetida; Adinetidae.
AUGAUGGUAAGCAACUGGGCAAUGUCGAAAGAUGAGCUAUAUGGACCACCACCAGCUUAUUCGAUAACGAAUAAUUAUGAAAGUCCACCAUCAUAUACACCCUCAAUUUAUGUUGUACCUGAUAGAGGAAUAGAAUAUCAAGAAAGACCAUCUUCUCAUGGAUCUAUUACUAUUAAUUUACCAAAUAGAUAUACUCGAUAUUUAUUGGGAACAGGCCUUGUUCAUAUGGUUAUUGGAUUAGCAGCAAUCGUAUGCGAUGUUAUUCUAACGAUUAUGAAUGAAUCAUAUUCAUUCACUGGUCUAUGGUCAGGUGCUUUAAGUAUUAUAUUAGGAAUCUAUCUUAUUCUAUUCAUGAGUCAUCCACAAAAGCAUUUAUCUUCGUUACAACGAUUGAAAUUACUUCAUUUGGCUAUGUUUAUAAGUUCUAUAAUAGCAUUAAUACUUUCAUCUAUCAAUCUCGCUUCAGAUUCCUGUUAUAAAAUAUUCUUAGGUCCAGAUCGAUGUCAAGAUUCUGCAUAUUUAAUCAAAAUUAUUCUUGUUGUAUUCUUUACCAUCACUUUCCUCCAAAUAUGUAUUACAAUUGUAAUGACAUUUAUUCAUUCUAAACAAUCUUGUUUAAUUUUGACAAGACAUACGAGUACAACGUCUGAGAAUAUUCGUUGA